Molecule: messenger RNA, 2550 nt
Organism: Alternaria ethzedia
Lineage: Eukaryota; Fungi; Ascomycota; Dothideomycetes; Pleosporales; Pleosporaceae
Exons: 1
Coding region: 1-2550 (849 amino acids)
Source: RefSeq, a predicted model, not a curated record
AUGUCUUCCCCUGACCACGAAGCUGCAUCUCCGAACUCUUCAGAUGAAGAGCAGCAAGGACCAGUCAGACCCGUAACACGAACGAAUGCUUCAUCCUUCGCUGCCCCGACCAGAGCAUCUGAAGCGAAGAAGAACGAGAAGAUCGAACUUGCUCAGUAUGGGAAGAGGGGGGCGUCGACGAAGGAACCGUCGAGCCGGCCAGGUAGUGCGAUGCGGCAGCAUUCGUCGACUGGGUUUGGUAGUAGACCGCAGAGUCGUCAGCGGUGGGGGGCUGGUACGCCUACGCGGGAUGGAGAUGAUGAUGAGGUAGAUGAUGUUGAUGCUGAUGUUGACAUUGAUGAGGAGGACGCAGAUGACGAUGAGGAACACGUCGACGAUGACGACUCUAGUCAGUUUGAUAGCGACGUGGAACACGAGAGAUGCGCAGAGGAAGAAGAAGAAGAAGAAGAAGCACCGCCUAUCCUAGAAGGGGAAGGGCUGGAAGGAAAGCCGCUAGAGAAGGAGGAUCUAGGAGAAAAUAAGCCAGAAGAGGAAGAGCUCGAAGAGCAAGCACAAGAGCAAGUAUCAGAGCCCGAAGAAGAGUUGACAAUACAGGAACAGGAGCAAUCGUAUGACUUAGAAGAUCUCUUAGCCCAGGAAGAGCCACAGGUGUAUCACGUUGAGAAUUCCAGUACUGAUGUUCAGGAAUCACAACAACGGGAAUCACCCUUGACGCAAGACGAUAUGGCUCCAGUAUCACAAGAAGAUCAUGUCGAGAAUGUGGAAAGCCAGACCGCGGCAUCUCAAGACCAGAUCGAAAGCGUAUCGCCGCACGGCAAUGAAGAAAAGCCUAUCGUUCCGCCCGAAAUCAUUGCAGAGAUACAAGACCUCCAGAUCAAACGUCAACAAGUGGAAGAAGAGCGCGACGAGGCAAUGAGACAGCGUGAAACCGUACUACAAGAGUUGCAAACCGUCAAAGAAGAAGCGUCGAACCUAAAGAAACAGUACGAGAAGCUAUCUGUCCAACUUCGCGAGAGCGAAGCCAAGAUUGCAGCGCGCAACGCACGCGAACCUGGAUUACCUCCUCUUGAAGAGGUGGAAGCGGAGAACAAAAAGCUUCGAGCAUCGGUCGAGCGGACGCGGUUGGAGCUCGCGGCGAAGAAAACAGAGGCAGAAGAUGCGACUGCUGCCUGCAAGUCGUUUGAUGACUCACUGAGAGAAGUGGACGAGAAGUUGAAGAACAACCAGGAGUCUAUCCGCACACUCUGCGAAGUUGUCAACCAAGUGGCCGAAAACUUGCCACGGAUCUCGAAAUGCGAGGCCAAAGAGCUCGAUGCAGUUUUCUUGAGUCUUUCGCAAGAUGAUGAGACUGGAAAACUGCGAGGUGAAUUCCUAAAACUGAUCAAAAACUUCAAUGGAAACUCUAAAGAGUUGAGGGAGCAGAUCGAAGAUUUGAAUCGUGAGCUAGCGGAGAAAGAAUACGAGAUUAAUAGUUUGGGAAAGACCAUCGAAAUCGAGAGGAAGGGGUUGUUGAGCCCCGGUCUACCAAGUCCGCAUCCCAUGCAAACUGGUAAGAAUGAAUGGGAACAGUACUACGAACGGGAGAAAAAGAAGCGCCGUGAUGCAGAGUCGGAGCUCGCCAAAGCAAAGAAACAGCUGUCACAACUCCAGCCCGAGAAUGAAAAACUACAAUCAGACCUUACCAAAGCGGAAGAAGAGCUCGCAGAGCUUCGCCCCAAAAACGACCAGUUGGAACUGGAGGCCAAGACCUGGAAGGAAGAACUUGAACAAAACAAGACCCAAUUCGAACAAUGCAGCCUCGCGUUCGAAGCCAACAUGUCCGAGCAACAGCUGGAGAACUUCCGAUACAUCCGGGACUACUACCAAAAAGUCAAAGAUCACGCCCAUUGGGAAGUCCAAGGCCUCCAACAAAAGCUCUCAGUAGCAGACCAAGUAAAGGAGGCACUAAAACGAGACUACAAGCGCGAACAAGGCGUUAAUACGCGCUUGGAAGAUGCGGUGAUUAGACUGAGGAAGAGCGUCAAAGCCCGGGAUAUUCAUAUCGGAAAAACGGAACAAGCGUUCAUGCGCGAAGCACCGUUUCCUAUCCGUUCACCUAGUACCUCUGGUAGCCGCACACCUGAUAGCGAUACCUCAUCGUCUACGUCCCCUUCUUCGAUAUCGGACUGGACUCAUCCACUCGAACGCGUCAAGAGGCCUCCGCUCAUACCACGCUGCCACCUCCCCGCCGCCAUCCAAGCGCGCGAAGCCAGACUAGACACGUAUAAACAAGAACUUGAGGAAGCGCGAGAAGUAGAGAUCUUCAAGGCCAGUGUCAAACCUCGCGGAUCGACAGCCAGGGGUGGAACUAUUGCGACCGACAUCAUGGACCAAGUGCGGAAAUCCGGCAUGGGGUCUUUGUAUCCGGUUGAGAAGACGGGGUGGUUAGAUACGAGCUGGAAGGGUGCGUGGGAGAGGUGGGAUGGGAAUUACUGGGCGAUGGAAUUUGCGAAGGGGAAGCAGGUAGACUUUUUGAAGAAGGUGGGGGUUUGGCGGGAGGAUUGGAAUUAG